Messenger RNA from Nematolebias whitei (Rio pearlfish), 1390 nucleotides. RefSeq names its product GrpE-like 1, mitochondrial (gene grpel1). The transcript has 4 exons. Gene Ontology annotation, molecular function: protein-folding chaperone binding; protein homodimerization activity; adenyl-nucleotide exchange factor activity. NCBI's taxonomy places the organism in Eukaryota, Metazoa, Chordata, Actinopteri, Cyprinodontiformes, Rivulidae. Gene Ontology annotation, biological process: protein import into mitochondrial matrix; protein folding. Gene Ontology annotation, cellular component: PAM complex, Tim23 associated import motor. The record is from RefSeq and is a predicted model, not a curated record. Bases 57 to 701 code for a protein of 214 amino acids.
GCUCGUGCAACCCGUCACAGCGUGUGUCAUCAGCCACUACUUUAUACAGUAGAGAAAUGGCGAACUGGUGUGUGCGAGCAGUGAGACAGAGCUACUCGCUUGUAGCUUCACCUGCGCUGAUACGAGCAUCUCCACGACUGCUGUGCACAGCCACCCAGCAGAAGAAUGGCCCCGGGCCGGAGGAGGAGGCUGAGAAGAUGGAGCAGAGCGCAGCAGAGAAAGUCCUGAUGGAGGAGAAAAGCCAGCUUGAGGAGCAGCUCAAGGAGAUGACAGAUAAAUACAAGAGGGCUUUGGCAGACACAGAAAACCUGAGGAUGAGGAGUCAAAGGAUGGUAGAGGAUGCUAAACUAUACGGGAUCCAGAGCUUUUGCAAAGAUCUGCUGGAGGUGGCUGACAUCCUGGAGAAGGCCACAGAGAGCGUACCCAAGGAGGAGGUGACGAGCCAGAACCCUCACCUGAAGAAUCUGUUCGACGGCCUGGUGAUGACGGAGGUCCAGGUCCAGAAGGUGUUCACCAAGCACGGCCUGGUCAGGCUUAACCCCGAAGGCCAGAAGUUUAAUCCCUACGAGCACGAAGCUCUCUUCCACGCCCCUGUGGAAGGUAAAGAGCCUGGCACCGUCGCCGUAGUAACCAAAGUGGGCUACAAGCUUCACGGACGCACCCUCAGGCCGGCGUUGGUGGGCGUGGCCAAAGCGCCCUAGAACUGACGAGGUGGCUGAGUCACAAAGUGGGACUAAUGUUUCCGGGGAGAUGGAGACCUCAGGCUCAAUGAGACCCUGGAUCCACAAUCCUGUUCUCACACACCCGCCAUGAUCUGGUGCCGCGAGGACAGGAAGUGAGCACACCGACACCCAGCAGUUUUCAAGAGAUUCAUUCAGUCACUGAACAGCCUCUUCAGUACAGUUUCAGUUCAUCAGCAGCUUUGUAAGUUAACUCCUGCAGAUAUUAGAUGAUUCAAGAUGUCAAAGAUCACACAAUGGUUUCUGUAACCCCUUUUUGAAAAUAAAGAUUAAACGUUAGGAUAGAAAACUCUUUCAGUAAGAGUGUAUUUGAUGUGAUGCAUUCACUGAGCGACAGCUGCUCGCGUCAUUCCAAACUUCUAUGAGUUGAUCAAUAAUUGUUUUUAGUUUUCAUUGUGACUUUGAGCAUCAUUCUAUGAUUGAACCAAGGAAAGCCUCUGGAGUCAUGGUUUUAAAAUUGAGAAGCCGUUUCAUUCAGUUUUAUUCAAAACGUGUGUGAUGAGGUCUGACAAAGCUCAAACUUUAAGACACAGUUCGACUGGAAUAAAUCAGUAAUGUACCAAGUGUAUCUGUACACCAGUAUAAGAAGUAUGUGACAGCAGAAUAAACUGGUUAAUGUUGGAAAUUCACUCAAGAUCACAGUUUGAUUU